AGUGUCUUUGCGUGUUAGUGAGUGUGCUGGGGCCGGUUUUGAUUUUUGUGCAUACAGUAAAGAAUGCUCAAAAUGCCUAAGGUAAAAUCAUGCAUGAAAGAUAAAAUCAAAUUAUGGUUAGGGAAUAAUUUGAACACUAAUUUUCAAUUUCCUUCUUCAACCAAAGACAAUGAGUUAUUCUGCAAAGUGUGUAAAAAAGUUUUUAAGUGCGAAAAAAAAUCACACUUUGAACAACACUGGAGUUGCGAUGCACAUAAAAAGAACGAGAAUAAAUCCAGUAAACAGACUUUACUAAACAUUAGUUCCGACAAUGAUUUUACGCAAUUUUGCACCGAUUUAUGUAGGGCAUUUACCGCAGCAAAUAUUCCAUGGAAUAAAGUUAGUUGUCUUGAGUUUAAAAAUUUUAUGCAUAAAUAUGUAGGAAGGCAUUUACCCUCAGAAAGCACUCUGAGAAAAAAGUAUUUACCAAAAGAUUACGAUAUGGUAAUUAAACAAAUUAGAAAUUCUAUUCGCAAUAAUGAUAUAUGGAUUAGCGUCGAUGAGACGACGGACAGAUUAGGAAGAUACAUAGCCCAUUUAGUAAUUGGAAAGUUAUCUUCUGAAGAAGCUGGCCGUCCUUUUCCAUUAGCUUUGAAGCAGCUUGAUAAAACUAAUAGCAACACAAUCUCGAGAUUUAUAAACGAAUCAUUGGCUUUAUUGUGGCCAAAAGGAACUGAACACAAAAAAGUUAAAUGGUUUGUAUCAGAUGGGGCUUCAUACAUGAUCAAAACUGGUACUAAUUUGAAGGUGUUUUAAGAAAAUAUAACACACUUAACAUGUAUGGCACAUGGGUUACAUUCAGUGUUUGAAACAAUUAGACCGAAUUAUCCAGAUGUCAAUGGGAUAAUUAGCAAUGUUAAGAAAAUCUUUUUAAAAACAUCAAUAAGAGCAGAGUUUUAUAAAAACAGUUUACCAGAUACACCUCCCUGUAUUAACCAGGUGGGGCACUUGGAUUCAAGCAGCAUUGUUUUAUGCAGAACACUUUGAUGUUUUAAAACAAAUCAGUUAAUAUAUAAUGUUUUUUUACUAUCAUUCUUAUAUUGAAUAUUUUAGGUUGUAAUGUCAUUUGAAGCCACAGAUGCCCAAAGCAUUAAAAAAGCUCAAGAAUUCCUGAAUAAAGCAAACGUUAAAAAUGAACUCUUGUGCAUUUAAAACUCACUUUAAAAUUAUUGCUGAUGCAAUAGAACAAUUAGAAACUAUAGGUCUAAAAUUAAACCAAAAUAUGGAAAUUGUGGAAAAAGUGUAUAUAUCUUUAAAAAACACACCAAGAAAGGUGGGGGAAAUGGCGUUCCAAAAAUUAUGUUCUCUGUUAAAAAAGAAUCCAGAAUACGAUUUUAUAUGUUCAGUAAAUAACGUAAUUUGCGGUAAUGGAAAUGCUACCACCAAUACAUACAUAAUGAAAACGUAGAUUGUUCAAUAUUUAAUUUUGCACCCAUCACUUCUUGUGAUGUGGAACGCACGUUUUCAAAACUUAAAAGUGUUUUAAGUGAUC
Zophobas morio is the source of this 1531-nucleotide messenger RNA. RefSeq lists its product as uncharacterized. The record is from RefSeq and is a predicted model, not a curated record. The coding region runs from base 64 to 795 and encodes 243 amino acids. The transcript is spliced from 4 exons. Lineage: Eukaryota; Metazoa; Arthropoda; Insecta; Coleoptera; Tenebrionidae. Gene Ontology annotation, molecular function: double-stranded DNA binding. Gene Ontology annotation, biological process: regulation of transcription by RNA polymerase II. Gene Ontology annotation, cellular component: nucleus.